Messenger RNA from Apodemus sylvaticus (European woodmouse), 219 nucleotides. RefSeq names its product ATP synthase subunit f, mitochondrial-like. The transcript has a single exon. Gene Ontology annotation, biological process: proton motive force-driven mitochondrial ATP synthesis. Bases 1 to 219 code for a protein of 72 amino acids. Lineage: Eukaryota; Metazoa; Chordata; Mammalia; Rodentia; Muridae. The record is from RefSeq and is a predicted model, not a curated record. Gene Ontology annotation, molecular function: proton-transporting ATP synthase activity, rotational mechanism.
AUGGGACUUAAACCUGGAGAGCUGCCGAGCUGGAUACUGAUGAUGGAGUCAGCCCCAGUGGCACUGCCUUUCAGAACCUUUCGGAGAGGGCAUGACCAGUAUUACAACAAGUAUAUCAAUGUUCAGAAAGGCAGCAUCCCGGGGGUCAACAUGGUGCUGGCAGCCUGUGUGGUUUUCAGCUACUACAUUUCUUACAAGGAACUCAGACAGGAGCGGUGA